This is a messenger RNA of Dentiscutata heterogama, 711 nucleotides long. Lineage: Eukaryota; Fungi; Glomeromycota; Glomeromycetes; Diversisporales; Gigasporaceae. The record is from the annotation of a GenBank genome assembly.
AUGCAUUUAAGCCAACCAAAAAUUUAUAAUACCAACCUUAAUAAUUUCGAGUAUGUGCCUGAAGAUUAUGAAGAAAAUACUGAGAGUACAAGCUUGGCUAUUGAAUCUGAAAGUAUUAUAACAGAAAGUGGUAGUGUUAUGACAGAUAAAUUUGACUUCGAUAUAGAAUUAAAACUAUUUCUUUUCAACUAUACAUGCUUUGAUAAAGCACGUGAAUUGGCAGAAGCAGAAGAAAGGGAAGAUUUCGAUAUUUUAAGAGAAAACCAUAAUAAUACUAAAACAGACAGUGGUGAUAUAGUAUCAACUUCGACAUUCGAUUUUGAACCCAGAUUAGAUGAUGAAAAUGAUUACCUUGUUGAAAAUAUUAUUGAGACCAAUACUAAAACUAGACUUAGUCAGCAAUUACAAGGAGGCCAUUUUUAUGAACAAUAUGGCCAUGGAUAUCCAAAAUUUGAGUGUAAACAUUUACAAAAAAAUGAUACAAAUGAUGGACUUCGAAUUUUGGGUCAUUGGAUCUUGCGUAUGGCUGAAACCUCUGAUGAGGUAACUGCAAAUUCACCUAGCCUUCUUUUUAUUAAAAUGGCUUUAAGACUAGGUCAUGUCAAUAUGACCAAUAUUAUAGAUCAAAAGCUUGACAUUACUUCCGAAACCGCAUCAGAUUUAGGAAAAGCAUUAGGAAUAGCAACAUGGAAUGUACGAAAUGAAGUAUGA